GUCCUGUCUGCCUUCCGUUUGCUCCCUGCUUUUCUUCACCAUUCUCGCAUGAAAAGAGAUCUAGGGUGACAGGAAAUGUGAUGACUCAUCUGCCAUCAGACAAAGUCCUUUUGGUUUGUCCUUUUGGUUGGCCUCAGUCUCUGAUAUCGGAAACCGACGUGUUAUGUUUGUGAAUGUUUUUAUUUUGCAGAAGACACAUGGAUUGCAGUGGGGCUCUGAUGACUGAAAGGUCUGAUGCAUGUGGCUCUCUGAUAGCUCUUUGUUUUCCACAAACCUUUGACUAGAAAAAGAAAUCAAAGAGUGUUUUAAUCAUGCUGACCAGCAAGGGUCAGGGACGCCUUCACUUUGGUUUGUGUCUCUGGUUGUGUAUAUUCAUACCUUUCUUUAAAGACUGCGCAGGCUGUGCGUCUGAGGAGAGACUCUUUCACAGACUGUUUUCUCAUUAUAACCAGUUCAUCAGGCCCGUGGAAAAUGUUUCUGACCCCAUCACGGUGCAUUUUGAAGUGGCCAUCACGCAGCUGGCCAAUGUGGAUGAAGUAAACCAGAUCAUGGAAACCAAUCUGUGGCUACGUCAUAUCUGGAAUGAUUAUAAAUUACGCUGGGACCCAUUGGAAUUUGAUGGCAUUGAGACUAUUCGUGUUCCUGCAGAUAAGAUCUGGAAGCCUGACAUUGUUCUCUAUAACAAUGCUGUUGGUGACUUCCAAGUUGAAGGCAAGACAAAAGCUCUUCUAAAAUAUGAUGGCAUGAUAACCUGGACCCCACCAGCUAUUUUUAAGAGUUCCUGUCCUAUGGAUAUCACUUUUUUCCCUUUUGAUCAUCAGAAUUGUUCCCUGAAAUUUGGUUCCUGGACAUAUGACAAAGCUGAAAUUGAUCUUCUAAUCAUUGGCUCUAAAGUGGAUAUGAAUGAUUUUUGGGAAAAUAGUGAAUGGGAAAUUGUUGAUGCUUCUGGCUAUAAGCAUGACAUAAAAUACAACUGUUGCGAAGAGAUAUACACAGAUAUAACCUAUUCUUUUUACAUUAGAAGACUGCCGAUGUUUUACACUAUUAAUCUGAUUAUCCCCUGUCUCUUUAUUUCAUUUCUCACCGUGUUGGUCUUUUACCUUCCUUCUGACUGUGGUGAAAAAGUGACACUUUGCAUUUCAGUUCUGCUUUCUCUGACUGUGUUUUUGCUGGUAAUCACAGAAACCAUCCCGUCCACGUCUCUUGUGAUCCCACUGGUGGGUGAGUACCUACUGUUCACCAUGAUCUUUGUCACCUUGUCCAUCGCGGUGACUGUGUUUGUGUUGAACAUACACUAUCGCACCCCAACAACACACACCAUGCCUAAGUGGGUGAAAAUGGUUUUCCUCCAGCUGUUACCCCAGAUCCUGAUGAUGAAGAGACCUCUGGACAAGAUGAAAAAGACAAAUUCUGAUAAAAAACCUAAAAGCAUGUCCAGCAGGCCUACCAAAGUGAAGUGUGAUAGUCGCAGGGAACCCAGACUUCUUAAAGAAGGCUGCCACUGCCAUAAAUCACACCAGCGUGCCACCAGCAAGAGAAGAUUAAGUCAUCGGCCUUUACAAUGGAUGACGGAAAAUUCGGAGCACUCACCUGAAGUUGAAGAUGUGAUUAAUAGCGUUCAAUUCAUAGCAGAAAACAUGAAGAACCAAAAUAAAACAAAAGAGGUAGAAGAUGACUGGAAAUAUGUGGCCAUGGUGGUGGACAGAGUAUUUCUUUGGAUAUUUAUAAUCGUCUGUGUGUUUGGAACUGCAGGACUAUUUCUACAGCCACUACUGGGGAACACAGGAAAAUCUUAAGGAUUUUAUCUAGUGAAAUUUACAGAUGGUGUAUUCGUUCUGUGUUCCCUACCAUAAAGAAAGGGACAUAAAGCUUCCCAUCUACUGAAGUUGAUGACUAGAUGGAAAAAGAGGAAUUGAAUGAAAAUUAGGAGUCUGGAUGCCUUCCUUUGUAGCACAGAGGAAUGCUUGAGAUUUGCUACAACGCUAGAGCCCAGAGCUGGCAGCCCCCACAGGCUUCUCUUGUCUGGACAUGUUCAGCUCCCAGGAGCAUAAUAACCAUAAUACAGCAAACCAUGUAAUCAACAUCAAACCACACUAAAAAGGAGUUCUGUUGUCCCUCCAGAAUCUGCUGCUGAUCAGUAGAAGGACACAUGCCAGACACGAAAUUCUAGAACAUGGACCUAGCUGACCUUUGCAAUGCUCAUGAACUGUUGUAGGCUUGCUUUCUUGUACAUGUCUCCAUGAUGUAGCUCACACCCAGCAUUAUUUGAUACAUUAAUUGGCAAAAAGUAAGCACAGGUAGUUGGAGUCAAUCUCAGCAGGCUAUGCUUAAGUAGCAUUCAUCUGGCAAGAAACUUGAGUGUUGUUAACCCAGCACUGUGCUAGGCAUUGCCAAAGUAACAGAAAUAGGUUGUCCUCAAGUAGUUGCAGCUUUUUAGGGAAAGUCAUAAACACAAAGAUGUCCAGGACCUCAUGUCACCUGGGGAAUGUAACUAGAGCAAUCAAAAUAGUAGAACAUGGUGUUGUGUGGCCAGGCAAACCCAACGCGACCUUUGUUGUUCUUUCUUGUUGACAAUUUCCAUUUGUUCAUUAGAGCUGAGACUAAAAGUAAAAUAAUUUCCUCUAUCAGAAAGUGUGAUCUUGUACCUUUUGGAACAAUUUCUCUUCUGAGAGGGAGCCCUUUGGAAAUUCUGUUUUAUUCCACUCGAAUUUAUUAUCUUCUUAUUUGCUGUGUAAACAUUAUCCUAACAAUUUAU
Molecule: messenger RNA, 2755 nt
Organism: Molossus molossus (Pallas's mastiff bat)
Lineage: Eukaryota; Metazoa; Chordata; Mammalia; Chiroptera; Molossidae
Gene: CHRNA6
Product: cholinergic receptor nicotinic alpha 6 subunit
Exons: 6
Coding region: 312-1796 (494 amino acids)
Biological process (GO): signal transduction; monoatomic ion transmembrane transport; nervous system process
Cellular component (GO): synapse; postsynaptic membrane; neuron projection
Molecular function (GO): transmembrane signaling receptor activity; acetylcholine-gated monoatomic cation-selective channel activity
Source: RefSeq, a predicted model, not a curated record